Messenger RNA from Saprolegnia parasitica CBS 223.65, 1257 nucleotides. RefSeq lists its product as hypothetical. The record is from RefSeq and is a predicted model, not a curated record. The transcript has a single exon. Bases 10 to 1257 code for a protein of 415 amino acids. NCBI's taxonomy places the organism in Eukaryota, Oomycota, Saprolegniomycetes, Saprolegniales, Saprolegniaceae.
GCGACCAGCAUGCAAGGCGACCUCGUCCGCGACUGCCAGGACAAGCGCGUGCUCGUGCUCGGGUCUGGAGACGCCGCCCACGACGUGGCCAAGGUGGCGGCCAGCAUGACCCGCGUCGCCAUCGACGAUCCCUCGGCGCUCGCGACCAUCGCGCCGGCGUCCGUCGAUGUCGUUCUCAGCCAUGGCGCGCACCGGUACCUUGACGAGGCUGCUCUCGCCGCCGUGGCGUCCGCAACAAUCGCCUGCCUCGUCGAAGGCGGCCUCGUCUACUUUGAGGAGAUGUGCUUUGGUGGCGACGACGCCAAGGCUACGUACCGACACCCGCGCGCGUACACGGAAGCGUACGCGUCUGUGUGUCGCCCCGACGGGCCGCUCAUGGCGCAGUUUGAGCUGCGAGCGUCGUCGGCUACGCGUACUGCCAACCAUGGCAUGCACGUGACCUUUGCCUUUGUCAAGGUGCUCAAGCAGGACACGCUGGCGUCCUUCCAGCGCUUCCUGGACGCGCAGCAGUAUUCGCGCGGCAGCAUUGCGCGGUACGAAAAGAUCUUUGGCGCGGGCUACAUCAGCACGGGCGGCCAAGACACGACGACCGAGUUUGUCGCCAAGCUCGGCCUCGUGCGUGGCGAGCGCGUCCUCGACGUCGGCUGCGGCAUUGGCGGCGGCGACUUUUACAUGGCCAAGACCUUUGGCGUCAGCGUCGUCGGCAUCGACCUCUCGACCAACAUGGUGCACCGCGCGCUCGAGACGUCGCUGACCGACCCAAGCGUCGACUGCGAGUUUGAAAUUUGCGACGCGACCACCAAGGAGUAUGCGCCGGCGUCGUUCGACGUCAUCUACUCGCGCGACACGAUCUUGCACAUUGCUGACAAGACAUCGCUCUUUGCCAAGUUUUACACGUGGCUCAAGCCCGGCGGCCGCCUCCUCAUCUCGGACUACUGCUGCGGCGAGGCAGAGACGCAAACGGCCCGCUUCAAGGCGUACGUGGCGAGCCGCGGGUACCACCUGCUGACGCCGGCGGCGUACGGCCAAGUGAUUGCGAGCGUUGGGUUUUCGGACGUCGAGGCGGAAGAUCGUACGGAGCACUUUGUGCAGGUGCUGCAGACGGAGCUGGCCCGGACGCGCCUCAACAAGGACGCGUUCAUUGCCGAGACGUCGGCGCACGACUACGAGGACAUUGUGGACGGCUGGGAGGCCAAGCUCGUGCGCUGCGCAGAAGGCGACCAGAAGUGGGGCCUCUUCUUCGCCCGCAAGGCGUAG